AUGGUCGUUACACAGGAAUUUGGUCAGCACUUUGCACAGCUGCUUGCCCGUCUUGGUGCUGCCCGAGAACCCCCGGAAGCCGAGCGGCGUGAGACAGGGCGUGCCAUUAGGCCUACUGGGACAGGUGUUGCACUGAGGCUCGCAGCCGACGUUGCUGACCUGGUGAGGCAGGUGGCCGGGCAGGCAGUCGUUGAGGUACGACAUCAGGGGCGAUUUAUCAGUGCACUCCGGGUGACGGUUAGGCAUAUUUUUGAGUGGACGAUUGCACUGCCACGUAUAUGGUGUGACGUUCUUGCCGUACUUACACUGCGCCCAGCCGUGAUGUCUGGCGCCGAGGCCGCACCGGGCUGA
This is a messenger RNA of Babesia ovata, 351 nucleotides long. RefSeq names its product GNAT family acetyltransferase, putative. Lineage: Eukaryota; Apicomplexa; Aconoidasida; Piroplasmida; Babesiidae. The transcript has a single exon. Bases 1 to 351 code for a protein of 116 amino acids. The record is from RefSeq and is a predicted model, not a curated record.